Messenger RNA from Telopea speciosissima, 1249 nucleotides. RefSeq names its product cytosolic Fe-S cluster assembly factor NBP35. Bases 86 to 1159 code for a protein of 357 amino acids. Gene Ontology annotation, cellular component: cytosol. Lineage: Eukaryota; Viridiplantae; Streptophyta; Magnoliopsida; Proteales; Proteaceae. The transcript is spliced from 3 exons. Gene Ontology annotation, biological process: iron-sulfur cluster assembly. The record is from RefSeq and is a predicted model, not a curated record. Gene Ontology annotation, molecular function: ATP-dependent FeS chaperone activity; 4 iron, 4 sulfur cluster binding; ATP binding.
UUCUCAACUCCAACUUAUUGUGUUUCAGAGGCUCAGAGCUCUUGGUAAUAGGUAAACUUUGUGGGAGAAGUUGGGAAGUGAAGCCAUGGAGAACGGUUACCACGAAAUCCCUGAAAACGCCCCUGAGCAUUGCCCUGGUCCUGAAUCAGAAUCAGCGGGAAAGUCGGAUGCGUGCCAAGGCUGCCCCAAUCAAGAAGUUUGCGCAACUGCUCCUAAAGGGCCCGACCCAGACUUGGUUGCAAUUGCAGAGCGGAUGGCUACUGUGAAGCACAAGAUACUGGUUUUAUCUGGGAAAGGUGGAGUUGGUAAGAGCACCCUCUCUGCCCAACUAUCCUUUGCACUAGCUGGUAUGGACCACCAGGUGGGCCUCCUUGACAUUGACAUAUGUGGUCCAAGCAUCCCAAAGAUGCUUGGUCUAGAAGGGCAGGAUAUUCACCAGAGCAACCUUGGAUGGUCUCCUGUGUACGUUGAAUCCAAUCUUGGGGUCAUGUCAAUUGGUUUCAUGCUUCCCAACCCAGAUGAGGCUGUUAUAUGGAGGGGGCCUCGCAAGAAUGGGUUAAUUAAGCAAUUUUUGAAGGAUGUAUACUGGGGGGAACUUGACUAUCUAGUGGUGGAUGCCCCUCCUGGGACCUCUGAUGAGCACAUCUCAAUUGUCCAAUUCCUCCAGAUGACAGGCAUUGAUGGUGCGAUCAUUGUUACUACUCCACAGCAGGUGUCACUGAUUGAUGUGCGAAAGGAAGUGAGCUUUUGUAAGAAAGUUGGGGUACCUGUGUUGGGGGUGGUGGAGAACAUGAGUGGGUUGCAGCAGCCAUUGACAGAUUUCAGGUUCAUGAAGGUUACUGAGAGUGGGGAGGAGGCAGAUGUAACAGAGUGGGCAAAAGAAUACAUGAGAGAGAAGGCACCAGAAAUGCUGGAUUUAGUGGUUUGGGGAGAAGUGUUUGACAGUAGCAAGGGUGGUGCAGCAAAGAUGUGCAAGGAGAUGGAAGUGCCCUUCCUUGGGAAGGUGCCCAUGGACCCCCAGUUGUGCAAAGCAGCUGAGGAAGGCCGAUCAUGCUUCACCGAUCAGAAAUGCCUGGCCAGUGCACCUGCUCUUAAGAAAAUCAUAGAAAAAAUAGUGGCAAACUAUACAGUUGAAACCUCUAUGGAUGAUAGUGCUUAAGCAAGAUCUGGCUGAUUUUCACCUUUGAAGAAUGAGAUUUUGUUUUCUAUUUAUAAUUUUUCCAUAAUUUUGUUUCAACUCCCCUGCCUC